Messenger RNA from Parathielavia appendiculata, 1128 nucleotides. RefSeq lists its product as uncharacterized. The record is from RefSeq and is a predicted model, not a curated record. The coding region runs from base 116 to 1096 and encodes 326 amino acids. The transcript has a single exon. Lineage: Eukaryota; Fungi; Ascomycota; Sordariomycetes; Sordariales; Chaetomiaceae.
UGACUGGGCCUGUGACAAGGACUUCCUAUGCCGCUGGCCGACUCCUCCACUCAUCAAGUACGCGGGCCACCUUGAGGCCACAAUCCCUUAUCAUUCUCUGACGCGUAUCGCCCGGAUGAGGCGGUUCACCUCGCCAGACCGUCUGCCGUUCAGCUUUAUCGCGCAGGCUUGGGAUUCACUGGCCUGGAAGACAGACCUACUCUCGCAGUUCCCCUUCAGAAGACCAGAGCCGAUCCGGCUAUUCGAUCAGAUCCGCAGCCUCCAGCUGACGAUCUGGGCCGUCGAAUGGGGCCUCUGCCACUCCUCGUGGCCUUUGGCGUCCGACCCGUUCGUGAUGCUGACUCCGGUGCAGGACAAGAAGCAGAUGGAGGGUGCCAUGGCUUUGACGACGACCACAACAGCAUCACAACAGCAGCCGCCGCCACGCAGACCAGAGAAUUGGUCCCUCGCCACCGCCUUGGCCUUGCUCCCUUCUCUACGCACGCUCACCGUCGGCUUUGAGACGUGCCACGGUAGGACGGCAGAGGUGGAGCGCAUCGUGCGCUGGACCGUCGCCACGUGGCGGUUCAUGGUGUUUGGAAAUCUGCCCAAGAUGAGGCUGCCGGAGGCGUGGAUGCUAGAGUUUAGCCACCUCCUCCGAUCAGCGUUUGCAUCGGCGUGCGACGGUGAGCGCCACCGUGAUGGCGGGACGCAUGCCUAUGAUAUGCCGCCCGACGCCGAGACGCUGAAUGGGAGGCCGGUUACGAGGCGGUGUCUCGUGCCGCCGCGAGGAGGGAUGGAAAGAGUAAGGCGGUGGAGCUGGAGGGGACUACCCUACCACUGGCAGCGGAGGUGCCCGGCGUGUCUGGAGCACGACACCCAGGAGUACAGGUACUGUGAGGAGAGGAGGGCCCUGGAGGAGAAGUCCUGGGGCCGAGGCCGUACGUCUGGAGCGUCACCUGGACCGCGGAGGAGGACGUCGAGUAUAAUCGGAGCGCGGCAGAAGCGCACGGAGCGGAUGCAGAGCCGGACCCGGAGCCGGUUUUUGAACCGGAAUUCGGCUACUUCGCCCCGUCGGCGGUCCUGGUGUCUCUGUGAGUGUGCUCCCAACUCCUGAGAACGGAUCAGAAUUGCCGGCAGCCUCCUGCC